Messenger RNA from Dovyalis caffra, 852 nucleotides. Lineage: Eukaryota; Viridiplantae; Streptophyta; Magnoliopsida; Malpighiales; Salicaceae. The record is from the annotation of a GenBank genome assembly.
AUGGAACCCCAAAACUUCAAGAUCUUCACGUCAACGGCCAAGACUCUCCUCCAGCUCUUCCUCAUCUCUCUCCUCCACCAAAUCACAACCGCGAAACUCACCGACCAAGAACUUGACUUUGCCCUCUCUUCCCUCCGAUUACAAGGCUACUCACUUUUCCCCAAUGCCAUCUCCACAUCUGAUCUCCGCCUCCAACUUCUCAACCAAUCAACCACCGCCACGUCGUCACUUUCAACCUUCACUCUCUUUUCCCCGCCUGACUCCCUCCUCUUCUCUCUUGACCUCGCCUCCACUGCUCCUCACUACACCAAAUCCCUCUCCCUCCACGUGUCACCCUCUCGCCUCACCACGUCAGACUUAAGAAACUUGACCGCCGCCGCCUCCUCCUCCGGUGGACCCUACAUUGAUUCUUUGGUGCCAAAUCACCGUCUUUUGGUUAACAACUCUCUGGCGCUCCUAAACGGUACCGUCGUUGGCUCCUUUUUGGUUAAUCGGGUUCGGGUUUCGGUUCCGGAUCUUUUUCUUGGGUCUAACAUUGCUGUUCAUGGACUUGACGGGAUUAUUGUUGCUGGAUUCGAUGACAGAGUUCAAGACACGUCGUUUGAGGCUGCGACGUCGUCUCCGGCGGAUGCUAUUUGGUCUGCAGACCUGAGUUCUCCACUGACGGGGAGGACUCCAUGGCGGAGAAGGAAUGGACGGAACCAAAGGAAGACUAGGCGGAACAGCGACAGGAGAAGGAAUAAUCGGCGAGGGAGGAGAUUUAACGGUGCCCAUGGUGGGGGUAUUGUCGGCGGCGGCACUCAUGGUGAUGCUGUUACGCAUGGUGCAUUUGCAAAGUUCCAUCACCUUUGA